UUAGCAGUGUUUCUUCCUAACGACUAUAGUUUUCAAUUAAUAAAUUGAAGCAAGCCCCGUGGAGAUGUGCCUGUUUGAGCUGCUCUCCUGAAGAAAUGGCAUGGCAGUUAUAUUGGAUCGGUUUGCUCCUCAUUUCAUGUGUCAAAUGUCAGCCCAUGCCCCAGCCUAAGAUUCAGCCUCUUCUUUUGGACAAAUUCGUAAUCUCCCUGUUUUCUGAGGACAGGAUUUUAUCCGGUGUCAUCUGGUUGCAACCAGCCUCAUGCCUGUAUGAGCAAUGGAUGAUGCAAACUAUAGAUCCAUCUGUGGCCACAAGGGACACUUCCUUAAUACAGGCUGAAGUUCAGGUUCCAGAAAACAAUGAAACGUACAUUGCCCCAAACAUGUUUAACAUACCGCAAUGCAGAACUGUGUUUAGUGAGCCGCCUCCCACAGAAACAUACGUGUUUCAAAUUGGACCAAACCUCAGUGAUAAAAAUAACACUCAAGUUAUACGAAUUAUGCCUGGAAUCGCCUAUAGAGUACGAUAUAUAUUGUAUAACAAUGCAACACAACUUGCUCACACCAACUGGUCACAGCCAUUCAAGACACGUGAUCUUCCUCAAAGUCCACGAGAAAUGUACGCUUCUCUUCAAAGACGCUCGGGAGGAAUGGUAGUCAUCACUGUGAUCCUCAGUAUCUCCAUGUUCAUGCUCCUGGUUGGACUUGCAGUCACAUUUGCAACACAUAAGUGAGGGUCCUUAUGUUAGAGACAGAAAUUACCAUAAUGAUGAUGGGAAAAAUCUCAAGCAUUUAUUUGGAUGAGGAAGUGUGUUACAAAUUUUGUAUAUAAGUUAUUGCAGUUUUAAAAAUUUUGAGUAGGUUAAUAAAGUCUGAUAAGGAAACAUUGUAUUACA
Molecule: messenger RNA, 893 nt
Organism: Rana temporaria (common frog)
Lineage: Eukaryota; Metazoa; Chordata; Amphibia; Anura; Ranidae
Product: uroplakin-2-like
Exons: 5
Coding region: 96-731 (211 amino acids)
Source: RefSeq, a predicted model, not a curated record